CAACUCCCAUGCAGCAACAGGAGAGGGGAGAGCUGGAGAAGACUUUGAGCCCAGGGGCCAUCAGAGGGCCAGGCGUGUCGAUAAAAGGGAUUUGCUUCACCCUAAGGCUGUUGAUUGAUUAAGGACACAAAGUAGAAGUCAUGGCACUAAAGGAAAUUUCUAGUAAUAAAUGCUUUGGUGGUUUUCAGAAGGUGUACGAGCACGACAGUACCGAACUGAAAUGCAAAAUGAAAUUUGGAAUUUAUUUGCCACCAAAGGCAGACACGGAGAAAUGUCCUGUAUUAUAUUGGCUCUCAGGUUUAACAUGCACAGAGCAGAAUUUUAUAACAAAAGCAGCCUUCCACCAAGCUGCAGCUGAACAUGGCCUUAUUGUUGUUGCUCCCGACACCAGCCCACGCGGAUGCAAUAUUAAAGGCGAAGAUGACAGUUGGGACUUUGGUACCGGAGCUGGGUUUUAUAUAAAUGCCACUGAAGAGCCAUGGAAAACAAAUUAUCGCAUGUACUCUUACAUCAAGGAUGAGUUGCCUAAGCUGAUAAAUGCCAAUUUCCCAGCUGACUCUGGAAGAAUGUCUAUUUCAGGUCAUUCAAUGGGUGGCCACGGUGCUCUCGUCCUUGCUCUGAAGAAUCCUGGAAAAUAUAAAUCUGUUUCAGCAUUUGCUCCCAUCUGCAACCCUGUUCAGUGUCCAUGGGGAAAAAAGGCUUUCAGUGGAUAUCUGGGAUCCAGUGUGAAAGACUGGGAGGCAUAUGAUGCUACGCACAUUGUGAAGUCCUAUGAAGGCCCCCCUUUGGAUAUUCUUAUUGAUCAAGGGAAAGAUGAUCAGUUCCUUUCAGCAGGGCAGCUACUGCCUGAUAAUUUCAUUGCUGCCUGUACAGAGCGUAAAGUGCCAGUGGUCUUCAGGAUGCAGCAGGGCUAUGAUCAUAGCUACUUCUUCAUAACGACAUUCAUUAAUGACCAUAUCAAACACCAUGCAAAAUACCUCAACGCUUGACUGAGUACUCGCCCUGGGCAUCUCCCGAGAUUAUAAAAUAGCUGAAGGAAUCAGUGGAAACAAACAAGAGAAGUUGUGUGGAUAAUUAGUGCCUACUGCAAUGAGGUCUUGAUUUUCUGUUUCCGAAUAAAAUCUUCUUAAUUUUGAA
Messenger RNA from Anolis sagrei ordinatus, 1137 nucleotides. RefSeq names its product esterase D (gene ESD). Gene Ontology annotation, biological process: formaldehyde catabolic process. The record is from RefSeq and is a predicted model, not a curated record. Lineage: Eukaryota; Metazoa; Chordata; Lepidosauria; Squamata; Anolidae. Gene Ontology annotation, molecular function: S-formylglutathione hydrolase activity. Gene Ontology annotation, cellular component: cytosol.